UACUUUCGAAUAUGAGAAACACAACACAUCACACCUUAAACCAAACAACAUGAAGUUUUUAGUAAUUUUCGCUGCAGUUCUUGUGUGCGUACACGCUGUGCACUUGCCCUACAUUGUCUCCAGUGAUUCCAAGUCCAGUGAGGAGGAAUAUCGUAUACUUUUGCCUGCUAAGGGUCAACAACAACCGCUCAUUACUUUGCCAGGAGUUGGUGUGAUUACUCAGCCUGUGGUGCAAGCCGUCAAAGUGAAAGUACCACGGGAUGAGAAGCCUGAGGUUAAGCAGCAAAUAAUCCAAGAAGAGUUGGCUGAGCGUGGUUAUGGCGCACAUUCGGUAGCAGCGGCAUAAAAUAAAGUGCCACAGAAAGUUGCAGCAUUAGUUUCAAAAAUUAGUUGUUGACUAAAAUAUGCGUUGCGAGUAAAGGCAAAC
Molecule: messenger RNA, 427 nt
Organism: Ceratitis capitata (Mediterranean fruit fly)
Lineage: Eukaryota; Metazoa; Arthropoda; Insecta; Diptera; Tephritidae
Exons: 2
Coding region: 50-346 (98 amino acids)
Source: RefSeq, a predicted model, not a curated record